AUGGGUAAUUUCACGCCAACCGCACCCUUCGCAUCCAACCCUCUGAGGACAAAAGAUGACCUGGCAAGGUUUUUGGUGGGUAUCCUAGAUCCUUUAGCAGCGCAUACUUCUCCAGGAGGAGCGCGUAUCCACCUCGGACACACGGCCACACAUUACGACGAGGCAGCAGCGCAACUAGAAGGUUUUUCUCGGCCCAUUUGGGGGCUAGCUGCAUUGCUAGGAGGAGGGGGCGACUACGAUGGCACCAAGCGGUGGGUAGACGGGUUCAAGAACGGCACAGAUCCCAAGAGCGAUGAGUUCUGGGGCAACAUGCGCAACAAGGACCAGCGCAUGGUCGAGUGCUCUGCCAUCGGCUUCGCCAUCGCAGUUGCAAAGGAAAAGUUGUGGGACCCACUCAGCGAUGAGACCAAGAGAAACUUUGAGGAUUGGCUGGGAGGCAUGAACGAUAAAGAGAUGCCGAACACCAAUUGGCUAUGGUUCAGGGUAUUUGCGAAUCUCGGUUUGUCUCGCGCAGGUUCUGCCCGCUUUGAUGCGAAACGGAUGAAGGCGGACCUGGACCAUUUGGAUACUUUCUAUAUUGGUGACGGGUGGUCCAGAGACGGUCCGGAGGGUGUAAUCCAACUCGACUACUAUUCGUCGUCCUUUGCUAUCCAGUUCGCACAGCUGGCAUACUCAAAGUUAGCACAAGGAGACGACCCCAAAAGAUGUGAAGAAUACCGAAAACGAGCGAGAAAGUUUGCGUUUGAUUUUGUGCACUAUUUCGACGACGAAGGUCGUGCGAUUCCAUUUGGAAGGAGUUUAACAUAUCGAUUCGCGAUGUCAUCCUUCUGGGGUGCUUUGGCCUUCGCAGAUGUCGAUCUCCCUGCGCCAUUGACGUGGGGAGUCAUAAAAGGUUUGCAGCUUCGAAACAUCCGAUACUGGGCGAAGCAACCUGGAGCAUUCUAUCCCGACGGCACAUUGACGAUCGGAUAUGUUUACCCCAAUCAGAGCAUGACCGAGAACUACAACUCUCCUGGAUCGCCAUACUGGUGUUGUAAAUCCUUCGUCACUCUCGCUUUACCGGAAACACACCCAUUCUGGGCAUCAGAGGAAGAACCAUACCCUGAGCCGCUUCGUGGAACAGUGAAAGCCCUUAAUCACCCCCUUCAUAUUACAUCCAACCUUGCAGGACAUACAUAUCUCCUAUCAUCUGGGCAACAAUGUUCAUAUCCGGUGAAGCAGAGUGCAGCAAAGUACGGGAAACUGGCGUACUCUUCGGCAUUCGGCUACAGCGUCCCAGUUGGAAAUGGAACCCUCGAAGAGCUUGGCGGUGAUAGCACGCUGGCGCUGAGUGAUGAUAAUGGCGAAACGUGGAAGUGCCGUCGAGAUACAAGGGAGGCCAGGAUUGAAAAUGGCAAGUGGUUAAGGUCGAUGUGGUAUCCUUGGAAGGAUGUCGAAGUAGAGACCUGGUUGGUCCCUCCGCAUAAGGACACGCCUCUGUGGCACCUGCGGGUGCAUAGAAUCAAAACCGGUCGGGAAUUGACUUCCGCAGAAGGCGGUUUUGCAAUUUAUGGUCAGGGAGAAGAUGGUCGGGCGCUUGAACCUUCGACAGGCGAGGCGUUUGGCACGUUCGAACAAGGGGGAGAGGGUAGAGCUGCUUCUCGGGCAGGCGUUUCCGGCAUUGUCGACCUCGUGGGUGUUGAAAACGGAAGGAAGGGGCGCGCACUCCGCACAGACGCCAACUCAAACUUGAUGGUUGCCCGAGCUGUACUGCCUACUCUUCUGGCAGAGCAUGAAGGAAACGAUCGGAAUAUCUGGCUUGUGACAGGGGUCUUCGCAAUUCCCAGUUUCAAUGAAGAAGUCGGCGCGCGUUCAGGAUGGAUUGAGGAGUGGAAUAAACGCCCAGCUGUCCCUGCGGAAAUAAUGAUUUUGAUUGAGGGAAAAUAA
Messenger RNA from Psilocybe cubensis, 1926 nucleotides. RefSeq lists its product as uncharacterized. The coding region runs from base 1 to 1926 and encodes 641 amino acids. The record is from RefSeq and is a predicted model, not a curated record. NCBI's taxonomy places the organism in Eukaryota, Fungi, Basidiomycota, Agaricomycetes, Agaricales, Agrocybaceae. The transcript is spliced from 3 exons.